AUGGCAAACGGAACAGCACCGACAGCAGAAGUGCCUCCGAAGAUGGUUCACGCCAACGGCACCUCAGCCGGCAAGGCCAAGGGCCGAACACUCCCCGUCUGGACACGCGCCGAAAUCGCACGCCGCAUCUGCACCGGCAGCCAGCUCGUCCUCCGCGACGACACUGUUCUGAAUGUGGCGUCUUGGGCGGCGUACCAUCCCGGUGGAGCACUCGCUCUCGCCCAUUUCGUUGGCCGGGACGGAGCCGACGAGAUCGCAGCCUACCACAGCAAAGGGACGCUGGCCACGAUGGACCGGUUCGCGGUCGCGCGCGUUGAUCCUGCCGACUACACCGAUGUGGAAGGAUGGGUGCCGCUCACGCCGCCCAUUGCUCUCGGACUCGUGUCGCACCCCGACGGCGUCAAGGGCCACUGGGCGCGGGAGGGCCAGAUCCGCCUCGCAACGCAGAUCGUCGACGGCGUCAAGGGUGGCGCAUCCGAUAAGGGUUCCGACGAGGUCAAUGGUGCUCCGAUGGGACUCGAGGUUGUGGAACUCAACCCCUCGAUGAUGGAGCCACUCCCCGUACCGCAUGUCGAGCGCGCACGUGAGCACGCCCGCUCAAAGGCGUACCGCAUCCUCAAAGGAAAGUUGGAGGACAAGGGAUACUUUGAGCGACCGGGACCGCUGAGCGGUUACGGGAGCGACAUUGUGCGCUACCUCCUCCUCGGUGGUGGGGCGGCUUACCUCUUCUUCACAUCCACGGGGUGGGCGGGGAUGAUGGGCAGUGCCGCACUUCUCGGCUUCUGCUGGCAGCAGCUGACCUUCUUGGCGCACGACGCUGGCCAUUCAGGCCUCACGGGCGACUGGUGGACCGACCGCAUGUGGUGCACGCUCGUCGCCAACUGGAUUGGAGGACUGAGCGCCGGAUGGUGGUGCGACAACCACGACAUUCACCACCUGGUGACCAACCACCCAGAACACGACCCGGACAUUCAGCACAUGCCCUUCUUCGCCAUCACGCCCCAGUUCUUCCGCAACCUCUGGAGCACAUACUACAAGCGCGUCGUGGCGUUUGACGCACCCUCCCGAUUCUUGCUCAACUUCCAGCACAGGCUGUACUACAUUGUCCUCUCGCUCGCCCGUUUCAACCUGUACGCCCUCUCGUACGGCUUCCUGCUCCUCAAGGCGCGCCGUAACGCCUUCUUUUAUUUCGAAGUAGCCGGUCUCGCCUUCUACUGGACGUGGUACGGUCUCCUCCUUCGGGCAGUGUCAUCGUUUGGAGGCUGGCGCAUGGCCUUGGCGUACAUGCUCAUCUCACAUAUCUGCGCGAGUCCUGUGCAUGUGCAGAUUGUGCUGAGCCACUUUGCGUGCAGUACCGAAGACCUGGGGCCGAGCGAGAGCUUUGUCUCGCGCCAGCUCCGGACGACGAUGGACGUCGUGUGUGGCGAGAACAUUGAGUGGAUCCACGGUGGGUUGCACCAGCAGGUCACGCACCACCUCUUCCCGCGCCUGCCACGACACCACCAGCGUAAGGCUAGCUUGCUGGUCAAGGAGUUUUGCGAGGAGCAGGGUCUCACGUUUAUUGAGUACGGGUGGAUCCGCGGGAACGCAAUGGUCCUGAGCACACUGCGCGAUGUCGCGAACCAGCUGGCCAUCCUCAAACGCGUCGCGGACAAGGAGGUGGCGGAGAAGAUGCAGUAG
Molecule: messenger RNA, 1680 nt
Organism: Cutaneotrichosporon cavernicola
Lineage: Eukaryota; Fungi; Basidiomycota; Tremellomycetes; Trichosporonales; Trichosporonaceae
Gene: SLD
Exons: 2
Coding region: 1-1680 (559 amino acids)
Biological process (GO): lipid metabolic process
Cellular component (GO): membrane
Molecular function (GO): oxidoreductase activity, acting on paired donors, with oxidation of a pair of donors resulting in the reduction of molecular oxygen to two molecules of water
Source: RefSeq, a predicted model, not a curated record